AUACAAAUUAGUUUCAUACGAAUGAUACAAGCGAUAAAUACAUUAGUACUUUAAAGAUAAUAAGUAUAUAGUAGCUCUAAAUAAGAUAAGUUCUUAUCGUAUUAUGUUAAAUAAAAUUUAACGUCUUUAAAAUGUUAGACGGAACGAUAAGUAAAAAAUUGAGUAAUAUAUUUGUUAGUAAACCAGCAUUUAUUCACGAAGACGACAAGUGUAUGGUUUUUGAAGAACAAUUCAACCCACAAGCUCCCAUACACUUUCUGGUUGUGCCUAAACGAAUGAUAUCACACCUCACAACAGCCUCAGGCGAAGAUGAAAAAUUAUUAGGGCAUUUAAUCCUGAUAGCGGGAAAAAUAGCUGAAGAAAAGGGAUUGCUACAAAAUGGUUACCAUAUGAUGGUCGAUGAAGAUCACAAGACAUCGAGAUUUAAAUGCUUGCAUGUUUUUGGUAGAGCACUUCAACAUAUGAUUUGGCCAAUUGGACCCGCAAGUAGACUUUAAGACAGGAGAAAACAUUUUUCAAAAGAUUGAUUAAUUAAGGUUUUGGAUUUCAA
Molecule: messenger RNA, 550 nt
Organism: Vanessa atalanta (red admiral)
Lineage: Eukaryota; Metazoa; Arthropoda; Insecta; Lepidoptera; Nymphalidae
Product: adenosine 5'-monophosphoramidase HINT1-like
Exons: 3
Coding region: 132-497 (121 amino acids)
Biological process (GO): purine ribonucleotide catabolic process
Cellular component (GO): cytoplasm; nucleus
Molecular function (GO): hydrolase activity
Source: RefSeq, a predicted model, not a curated record